AUGAACAGGGAACUAGUUGAUACCGCGGAGGAAGUAGAUGUGUGUGUGUGAUUUGGUUUGCUUUGUUCAUCAUUCUUUGUGUUUUUGACCUGAAUCUUUUAGCAGUUGUUGUUUGGAGUUUAUUUCGGGCUGAAUGUCUUUGUGGUUGUAGUUUUUUGUGUAAAACGCGGAGCUGCAGCACCAGAAGAAUCGGUGUUUGUGACUUAUGACCCCCCGGGUUUCCUGACGUCACUGGCUGUAAAAUCAGACCGGUGGUUGGACGACGUGUAAACAUGGAGGACUGACACAAAGACUCGUGUUUCAGGGGGUUUGUCGGCUUUAGUAAACAUGAUUCUAUCUGAGAAAACUUGGAACAGAUUCAGAUGUGGAUUCUGAAGUGUUUUCAUCCGGUCUGAAUGGGUUUUAUAACCAACACCAGUCUGUUUACGAUCCUUGUCUGGGUUUCUGAUUAAACUUGCAGUCUUUCACAGAAGCUCCUGAGGCCUAAACUGUUUAAUUGAGAGAUAUUUUACUGAGGUCUUGCGCAGCAUCAUGUCUGUUACUACUUCAGAUGUUCUGGUUGAUGAUCAGAGACGGAUAAAAGAGGAGCAGGAAGAACCAGAACCGGAGCAGGUGACUGAGAAAAAAGAGGAACCAGAACUUCAGCCAAUCAAAGCAGAACAAAUUCAGCUGUGGGUCUUUCAGGAUGAAGGGCAGCUUCUAGUGAAACAGGAGAGCAGCUCCUCCAUGGUGACUGCUGCUGAUGAGGAAAUAUUCCACAAUGACCCAGAACUGGAGCAGAGGAUGGAGACAAAGCAGGAACCAGAACCUGUAGAGAUUAAAAAGGAACCAGCAGAAUCAGAACCUGUGAGGAUUCGAGAGGAAGAGGAGGAGCUCCACAGAGAUAAGGAUGAAGAUCAUCUUACAGUGAAGCAGGAGCCUGAAAUCAUGAUGGUUUCUCCAACUAUGGAGCAGACAGACAGGAACCAGCUCCUCUCUGGAAUCCAGGCUGAAGAUGAGAACCAAGGAAGGAACCAGAACAACUCAGAGUCCAGUAGAGAUAAAGAUCUGCAGACAGAACAGAAACCUCACGACUCCACAAAUCAGAUGGACAAUGAGGACAAUUCAGAACUAGAAAGGCAAAAAUCUGAUUUGCCCUUGUGUAGCGUGUGUGGUAAACAUUUCACUAAGCCUUACUACUUAACUGCUCACCUUAGAACUCACACAGGGGAGAAGCCACAUCCUUGUGACAUGUGUGAUAAAUCUUUUAGCACAAGAAGUAAUUUAAUACGUCACCUCAGAACACACACUGGUGAAAAACCGUUUCCAUGUGACAUGUGUGAUAGAUCUUUUAGCACGAGAAGUAUUUUGACUUGUCACCAAAGAACUCACACAGAUGAAAGACCAUUUCACUGUGAGUUGUGUGAUAAACUUUUCAGACGCAACAGUCAUUUAGCUGAUCACCUUAAAACUCACACAGGUGAGAAGCCACAUCCUUGCAAACUGUGCGGUAAAUCGUUCAUACAGAAAGUUAAUUUGGCUGAUCACCUGAGAACUCACAGAGCCGAGAAACUGUUUAGUUGUGAAUGCUGUAAUAAAGGUUUUGUACAGCAUCGUGCUCUGAUCUGCCAUAUGAGAAUUCAUACAGGUGAGAAACCGUAUUCUUGUGAACUAUGUGAUAAAUCUUUCAGAUUGAGAAAAAGUCUAGUUUGUCACCUUAAAACUCACACAGGUGAGACUGGCAGAAAAUCAUAGCUGCUGCUGAAAGUUUAAACGUUUGCUAGCUCCACCAGAGGACGUGUGAUGUAGAACCAGUACGUCCAGAAAGCAUCAUCACCAUUCCUCGUCUCUUUGCUUGUGAAGGAAUUGGCUGUGAUGUAAAAAUGUGAGGAAUUGUGAACGAAUGGUGGAGGCAGACUGAAGAAACUCACAUCUAGAACUAAUAAACUUUCCUGACUACAGUUAAUAUCAGAAAUAUGAAGAAAAUGUACAAAAACUCAUCAGGAUUGCGGCUGAAUGUAUUUUCUACAAUCAGAUCAAUGUUUACUCUGAUAUCUAUAUCUAUAUAUGUAUGAAUGUAUAAUCUUUGAUUCUUAUCUGCAGUGGCAUUCAUAGUUGGUCCCAAAGCCUUAAAAAACCCUGGUGUCACUAGUUACUCCUCUUCUUUCCUCACUUUUCACUGAAGAGCUCAUCAACCCCGUUCUAAAAUCCUGGUAGCGCAGAAAUCAGACUUUAACACAACUUAGCACCCGAAUACCUUACUGACCUGUCGUCGUAUCAACCGUCCAUACCUCCCAGGGUUUCUGGUUCUAUUCCCAGAACCAGACUUGGAGCAACAGCAUUCAGUUUUUAUGCUCCACUAAUCUGGAACAAACUUCCAGAAAACUGUAAAACUGCUGAGAAACUGAGUUCCUUUAAAUCAAAUCUAAAAGCUUAGAUUUGCCUUUGAUUUAUAACUGGAACAUAAAUAGAUUUUAUUUCAGGAUUUUAAACUACAUGUUUGAUCAUUUUGAUAUUUGAUCAAAUGUAGCGAUUGUUGCUUGUUUGUCAUGAACUCUGUCUACUGAACUGUUUUAACCACAUAGAUGAGAAAACACUGACGUGUGCUGCAGUGGGCGGAGUUUCACAGGAGCUCAGCUCAGUGGGUCUGUGUGAAAACAAACAUCUGAAAACCAUUUCAACAGGCGUCAACAAUCUGCCUUCUGCAGAAACCGUCUGUCUCCCCAAAGCCUCCGCUUGGAUCCCCAGUUUCAGUGUUGUGGAAAGGUUAAAGGUUAAAGGUUAAUAUUCUGCUCUGCAGAAUUAGGAUGGACUGACCCUUGCACAGCAUCACUUAAUAAAUAAGAACACAUAAUUUUAGAGAAGCUUUUAAUGAUUGACUUAAACCUAAAGUUAGAAAAGCAACAUCCAUAAGAGUCACUAAACAUUAUUUGGCUCAGAAUCAAGAGCAAGUGGCAAAAUGGAGAAUGACUAUUAACAGGUUCUGUUUGGGAAUCCUAGUUGGAUUCUCAGUCCAACUAACUGGACUGAGUAAGGAGAGAUGUAGGUCAUCAGAACCCAGACGAGUCUUUGUGUCCUGUAAGUACUGAUCAGGGUAAGAGCAGCAAGGUCUGGACCUCAGCUCUCAUUGUGUUGCCUCUGAGUGUCUUACAGGAUUUAUAAACUCAUGAAUCAGUUAAAACCUUUAGUAUGUCUGUAUUUCUGUUUGUAACAGGGAAGGUUUUAUGUCUGGUGGACAGAGUCGAGGGGAAGAGAUUCCUCAGAACUUGAGCAAAUGCCUUCAGCCACCAAUGGUAAAAGCUGCACUGCAAAACUAAAUGUGUUUGUGUUAGCAUUAGCAUUUUUAUUAUUAAUUAAAUGUUAAACUAAUCUAAUCCCUUUUCAUUUUGUAGUCGUGGGUCUUUAGUACUAGCCAACAGUUAAUCCUGGUUUAGGUUUUACCUUUCUGAUCGGCGUUUCUGUGAGAUGAUGGAUCAUUUUAGCUCUCCUUCUGCUGCCCUCGCUGGGUGUACCCCAGGGCUGUAUUCUUGGUUCUAGUGGGUUCUAGUGGCCCAGCAGUAUCUCCACCUUUGAUUUUUUUUUUAUCUUUGGCCCCUUUAAAAAAUCCACUGUAACAAAUUCUGGGGUGAAAAUGGAAACCUGCCAAAUCAAGUCCCUUCUUUUCUCUUGGAGGCAGAAAUCCACACUUUUAUUACUUGAUGUCUGGAUUAUUGUAACUCUUUUGAUCAGCGGUAGUUUUGUUUGUGUUUAAGUCUAUGAAUGGUCUUUGCUCUUGUCAUUUGCCUUAACUACUUUACCUCUCUAUGCCAUCAUGUGCUGUUUGAUCAUCUGCCCAGGUAAUUUUAGCAUUCCUGAAUAGCUUUUAGAAAUCCAGAGUAGACGGAGCCUUUUCACCUCUGACCCCUAAACUGUAGCAUGAGCUGAAGGUGAGGCAGGAAUCGUCUCCUUCUGUUUUUAAAGCUCAUUUAAAACACUUUUUUUCCUUUGGUUUUUAACCAGGAGUGAAGUAGCGUCUGUGUUUUAAUGUUGUAGUCUUUACUUGUAUUUCUGAUGCUUUUAUUUCUAUUUUUUUUGUAGUUGUCUUUUAUUUUUUGUACAACAUGUCUCUCAGCUGUGGUAUUUUAAGUGCUUUAGAAAUAAAGUGGCAUUUAUUUUAUUGAUAGUAUUAAGAAUAUUUUUUGGACAAUAAUGCUGACGUAUGAUGUUUUAUUUUUAGGACUGUCCUAAAUGUAUAAUUUUAACUUGUCACUGUCCCACUAGCUUACCGCUAAUAUUUAUUAGAUUAUUUUGCCCCUUGGCACUUUAGACUAAAUCAUUAAUUGUAUUAAUGGUCCUGGGUAAACUAACGAUUCGGUGGACCUGCUGAUGUUCUGCAGCAUUAUUUAUCUUUGAGUGAAUGUUAGCGUAGUAAUGAUUGUCAUUUUAUUGUUUAUGUGUUAAUUUCAGUUAUAGCCUUGCUAUUCUAUUGCCACUGGGUGCCU
Molecule: messenger RNA, 4460 nt
Organism: Gambusia affinis (western mosquitofish)
Lineage: Eukaryota; Metazoa; Chordata; Actinopteri; Cyprinodontiformes; Poeciliidae
Product: zinc finger and SCAN domain-containing protein 12-like
Exons: 2
Coding region: 532-1734 (400 amino acids)
Biological process (GO): regulation of transcription by RNA polymerase II
Molecular function (GO): DNA-binding transcription factor activity; RNA polymerase II cis-regulatory region sequence-specific DNA binding
Source: RefSeq, a predicted model, not a curated record